Molecule: messenger RNA, 1149 nt
Organism: Aspergillus puulaauensis
Lineage: Eukaryota; Fungi; Ascomycota; Eurotiomycetes; Eurotiales; Aspergillaceae
Product: cytochrome and DOMON domain-containing protein
Exons: 1
Coding region: 1-1149 (382 amino acids)
Source: RefSeq, a predicted model, not a curated record
AUGACCAACAUACUCUACUUCAGUUUCUGGCUUCUUCUGCAGCUCAGUAAUGCGCUCGCCCAAGUACAGGUUCUCAGUCCCCCAGGGCAAAGCGAAAUCAGCUACAGCGUUAAUAUCCCUCAAACCACGAGCAACUCUGGAUCCGGACCCAUUUUCAUUCAAAUAAAGUCUACGAAGCAGCUUGAAUGGUUAGCAUUUGGACAAGGCGUGAUGAUGCAAGGUGCAAAUAUAUUCAUUGUAUACGGCUCUGGGAACAACGUAACGGUCUCACCACGUCUGGGGAAGCAGGAGCACGUCGAGCCUCUUUACAACCCGCAAGCUCGGAUCUCAGUUCUCGAUGGAAGUGGCAUCCACGAUGGGGUGAUGACGGCGAAUAUCCGAUGCGAGAGUUGUGUUUCCUGGCCUGGAGGUCAUGAGGAUGUGACCAGCUCGUCAAGCCCCUGGAUAUGGGCUGUAAAAAACGGCCCAUUUCUUGAUUCCGAGGACACGUCUGAGGAACUGCCUAUGCACAACUUUUAUGGCACCGCAACGCUCAACUUGAAGCAGGCGACUGGAGGCAACUCGGACAAUCCAUUUCUCGGGGACUCCGGUACGUCCACCACUGCACAGGCUGGCACAACCGUCGACUAUCAGUCAGUCUCGCGGAAAAGAAUUGCCCACGCCGUCAUCAUGAUACUUUCCUUUGUUGUUUUAUUCCCGUUGUUUGCCCUGGUAGUUCCGGCAGUUCCGUCACCUCGAACGGUAGAUAUCCACGCCUGUUUGCAACUUUUCACUCUUGCAUUGACAGUCGCGGGACUUGGAAUUGGUAUCUCCAUGGCAAAGGACCUACAGCUCAUAGGCUUCUAUCAUCCCAUCAUUGGCAUUACGACAGUCUCGUGUCUGAUUCUUUUCCAGCCAGCUAUGGGUCUCGCCCAGCAUCUUUACUUUCGCCGGACCGGCAUGAAAAGCAUCGCCAGCUAUCUGCAUAGGUGGUUUGGCCGCACUUUUAUCACCCUUGGCAUGAUAAAUGCUGGGCUUGGAUUUCGCCUGGCGGGCGUUGGUCUUUCUUUUGCUCCUGUUGGUGCAGUGAUUGCGUAUUCAGUAAUUGCUGGCUUGGUCUGCAUCAGCUAUGCCUUGGCUGUUAGUUGGCUUUUUUGCAGGAAGCGUUGA